CGCUAAGAUGUUGUUCAUAUAUGUUUCAGUAGAAUAUCUUGAUUUACUAAAUUAAUGUUUUGAUGUGUCUAAUGUUGCUUGCAGUUAAUUAAAAUUUGUAUUAAUAAAAUUUGUAUUGUGAAUGAAAAUUAUUGAUAAAAGUUAAAAUAAUAUUUUAAAUUUAUUUUUCUAUCUUUUGACAUAAUAUGGUACGAGGUGGUCGAGGUGGAAUGAUUAGAGGAGGUCGUGGUGGUAUGGGACGUGGAAUGGGAUUUCCUAGAAAACAAUUCCUUCCACGUCAUCCAUUUGACUAUACUUUAUGCGAAGCUGCAUUUCCGCGUGUUAAAUCAGCGCCAGAUGAGUCAGAUUUUCAAAUGGCACUUUUAAAAAAGAAUACAGACAUGUGUCCUACACCAAAGGAACAAACUUCUAUUUUAAAUUUAGUAACUAAAUUACAGAGUGUACUUGACAAUUUAAUAGUUGCUCCAGGCAGUUUUGAAGCUUGUCAAUUAGAAGAAGUGAGACAAGUAGGUAGCUUUAAAAAAGGAACUAUGAUCAAAGGCCAUAAUGUAGCUGAUAUUGUUGUGAUCCUCAAAACAUUACCUACUAAAACAGCUGUGGAAGCACUUGGUACAAAAGUUAAUAAUGAUUUAAAAACUGUUAAUCCCAAAGAAAUAUUUAGACUUACUCAUACAGAGCGUGGUUUUGAUAUUGCUAAUAAUGAAGCUACAGUACGUGUACUGAUUACCACUUUACAUCAGAAUUUAAGAAAAUUAGAAUCUGACCAGCAUUUAGAUGUAAAAAUAUGUCAAGGUCAUCUUGCUGCAAUUAGACAUUCCCGAUGGUUUGAAGAAAAUGCUCAUCAUUCCAGUAUAAAAGUUUUAAUAAGAUUACUUAGAGAUUUGAGAAGUAGAUUUGAAGGUUUAGAGCCAUUAUCUCCUUGGAUGUUAGAUUUAUUAGCACACAAUGCUAUAAUGAAUAAUCCCAGUAGACAAGCAUUGCCAAUAAAUCAAGCAUAUAAAAGAGUACUUCAAUUACUUGCUUCUGGACUCUUCCUUCCAGGAUCUGCUGGUAUUUCUGAUCCAUGCGAGGGUGGUAAUAUACGUGUACACACAGCCAUGACAUUAGAACAACAAGAUUUGGUAUGUCUCACAGCUCAAACAUUAUUACGUGUCUUGGGUCAUGGAGGCUAUAGACCAUUACUUGAGGGUACCAAUAAACUUGCUGUAGAAAUGAGUGUGUGGGCAGGUGGUGUUGUUGCUAGUCCUUUAGACAAGGUAUACGAACCUCCUACAGAACAAGAACAACAAGAAGAUAUGGAAGAAAGCAAUGAAGAAAUGAUAACAGAAAGUGCUUAACUUUUUUUAUUUAACAUAAUUAUGUUUUCAUUCAUAGUCCUAUGAAAUGUCGAGAAUUUUGUACUAUUUUCUAUAAUUUUAUUGAUAAUCUUGAGUAUCUGAUACAAAAAUUGAUGUAUUUAGUAUUAUACACAAAUUUCAAAAAUGUAUGAUUUUUUAUUAGCAAUAAUAUAUUAACUAAUGUCAAUGUUUUUACAUAAUGAUAUUAUGUGUGAAUUUGUACGUAAUAUCUCGAAUAAAGUCUGAAUUAUAUGUAUAUAUUAGUGGUAAAAUAUAUA
Messenger RNA from Apis dorsata (giant honeybee), 1615 nucleotides. Its product is annotated as interleukin enhancer-binding factor 2 homolog. Bases 186 to 1337 code for a protein of 383 amino acids. The transcript is spliced from 4 exons. Lineage: Eukaryota; Metazoa; Arthropoda; Insecta; Hymenoptera; Apidae. The record is from RefSeq and is a predicted model, not a curated record.